Mercenaria mercenaria is the source of this 3065-nucleotide messenger RNA. RefSeq names its product cytochrome P450 1A1-like. The transcript has 7 exons. The record is from RefSeq and is a predicted model, not a curated record. Gene Ontology annotation, molecular function: oxidoreductase activity, acting on paired donors, with incorporation or reduction of molecular oxygen, reduced flavin or flavoprotein as one donor, and incorporation of one atom of oxygen; iron ion binding; heme binding. Bases 260 to 1816 code for a protein of 518 amino acids. Gene Ontology annotation, biological process: xenobiotic metabolic process. Gene Ontology annotation, cellular component: intracellular membrane-bounded organelle; cytoplasm. NCBI's taxonomy places the organism in Eukaryota, Metazoa, Mollusca, Bivalvia, Venerida, Veneridae.
UAUACGCACUUAAUGCACCCUUGAUUUAUACAUGCUGCUACUUUUUACGUGCAUAGCACACAAAUCACUUUCAAAAUGUGUUUGUCUCUCUGGAUUUUGGUUUAAGUGUUCGUGAUAAUACUAAAAACCUUAAUUGCUGUUUACACGAAACGAAAUCCUGUUUUAUAAGCCUGUAAAAAUAGCAUCAGUCUGUAUUUCAACACGGACAGAGAAUUUAAUAAAGCGUGAAAAGUACUACGUAAAAGUUUUAAAAAAUUGGAUGCACAUCAUUUGUUGUGUAUAUACCCUGACAAGCAAGAUGUUUGACUUGAUUUUAAUAUUUCUCGGGGUUUUUGUUCUCUUUUACAUUUUUCUUCGGGAAAAAUUAAGAAAGGGUGAAGUCAUUCCUGGACCAAAGGGAUUACCAUUCAUAGGAUGUGCAUUCGAGUUCGAUUAUUUAACAACCCACGUAAAAUUCAUGGAAUACGCAAAGAAAUAUGGACCAAUAUUUCGAUUAAAAAUGUUUACAGUAAACCUCGUCGUUUUGAACGAUGCGCAGCUUGUUCGCAAAGCUUUCGCAGGUGAAAAAUACAAACAGGUUCUGAAUGACCGGGCCGAUACGUUUUUCGGUGAUUAUUUUCGUGCCGGUAAGCAGUCGUUAGCAUUUAUGAUAGAUGGCUCAGGGGCUUUCCAUAAAACUUCAAGAAAAAUCUUUUACAAAGCACUGCACAUGUAUGGAAGUGGUAUCCAGCAGCUAGAAAAUAACGUCUUGAUUGAAAUGACAAAUUUGAUCAAGAGAAUUGAAGACAAACCUGUAUUUGACUGCUCAUACAUGGUGAAACGUUCACUGGCUAACAUUGUAUCACUGGUACUGAAAGGGGAGCUGGUAUCGGACUCCGAUCCAGAUUUAAGUGUGUUUUGGGGACAUGGAACUGGAGGGGAAUUCUUUCUUAAUCCUUAUAACAACACUCUGUUGACAACCUUCCCUAUAUUGCGCUUUAUGCCUGGACAACUGAGGGAUAACUUCCGAAAGCAAUGCCAUGUGUAUGACAGAAUAGCGCAAAGAUAUUUUCAUGAUGUUAAGAAAACGUAUGUCCCAGGACGUCUCAGGGGCGUCGUAGAUGUUUAUCUAGAUGAACAAAGGAAACAAAUGGAGGCCGGAAGUGACGUUUUCUUAACCGAUGACCUGAUUAUUGCUCAGAUUGUCGAAACCGUUGACACAGGUAUCAUGACAACAUGGACAACACUGACCAAUUCCAUGUUGGUCUUAUGUAACUAUCCAACAUAUCAAACAAAAAUCCAAGCGGAACUGGACGAGGUUAUUGGGAAGGACAGGGCUCCAACAUAUAAAGAUAGGGGCAAAUGCACGUUCUUUUUGGCUUUUGAAAUGGAGGUGCAUCGUUUUUUACCAGUCCUUCCACUCAAUUUACCCCAUGUAUCACGCUCACAUGUCGAGUUUGAGGGAUAUGACAUCAAACCAAACAGCACGAUUAUUGCAAAUAUCUGGUAUAUCAACCAUAAUGAAGACACAUGGGGAGAUCCGUGGACUUUCAGACCAGAGAGAUUCUUGGACGAACAAGGAAAUCUGCUACCCAGGGAACACCCACUUUGCCAGACUCAGUUAACAUUUGGCGUUGGCAGCCGUCUAUGUCCCGGUGACAUGUUCGCGAAAACCCGUUACUUCAUGUUUUUGGCUACAUUGCUGCAGCGUUGGAAUUUUGAGUUCCUGCCAGGUGAAGAGAAACAUUGUGAUUCUAGGCAAACAGAUACCAUCCAAACGAAAGUAAAUAUGCGGGCAAAACCAUUCACUUGCCGGGCAAAAGAAAGACUUCAUUAAUUGUUUACUGUAAAGUUUAAAUUUCUGUUGUACAACAUGUAUUGGCUGUUAUAGAAGCAGACAAUAGAUGAACAUUAAACUUGUGCACACUUCACAAACAGUGAUCAAAUAUUAUUAAUCAGGAUGAUAUUUAUGUCUCCCUCAUAGGUUGGGGACACAUAUUGUUUUUGCCUUCGCCGUCCGUCCGUCCGCAUUAAGAUUUUCCGGCUUUCACAGGUCAAACGGAUGGCCGGAAUCCGACGAAACUUCACAGGAGUAAUCAGUACUAAGCCUAGUUAUGCAUAUUUCCGACACGUUACGCUUCGCUGCACAAAAUGGCAACAGGAGCUAAAAAAAGAACAAUCUUGUCCGGCUUUCACAGGUCAAACUGCUGGACAGAUUUCGAUUAAACUUCACAGGAGUGAUCAAUACCAAGCCUAGUUGCGCAUAUCUCCGACACUUUCCGCUUCGCUGCACAAAAUGGCCGACAUAAAUGAAGGUAUACAUUGAGGGGAAACAUAUGUUUUUGUGACAAAAACACCUUCUAGCUUUUCAUAUUUUUAGAGUGUUAUAUAGAAUAAAACUAAAUUACUUGUACAUUGUACCACAUCAUAUUUUACUGUGUGACUGACGCAGUAGCUGUUUCUAGGAUAUUUUACAUACCAAGGGAAUGCUUAUUUGUGAAAAUGCGUUUUCUUACAUGAAACUAUAUUCGGUUGAUGCAUCUCCUAUGAAUCUUUUCACCGAAAAAGGCGAAGCAUUCCAAAUGUCACAACACUAUUUGUCAAAUUAAAAAACACAUGCAUUUAACUGGAAGUUACCCUUGAAUAAAUAUGAAGUCACACACUUUAAAGAGCUGAAUGUGUUUAUAUCCAGAUUAUAACUAAUAAGCACAUUCUAUUCCUUAAAUGCAGCAAGAACUCACUUGAUAACUUAAUGUUACUUUUGAAUUUUAAUGACAGACAUGUGAAAUAAUACUUUCUGUCUCGAAUAAAAAUGACAAAAACAACAACAUAGAAUAGAUAAAGUCGUCAAAGAAAACAGAAUUGCAAAGUAGCGGGAAAGUUAUUAAUUAUGUAUAACGUUAUAAUUGUAAUGCAAACAUACUACGUGAUGAAAUAUACGUUACUUCUUAAUUUAGUUUAUUAUUGUUGUGUUUGCCCCCGUUGAACAGUCCGUUCGUCUGUUUGUCCGUUAAUCCGUCCGUCUGUACGAACCAGAUUGCGUACAAACACCAUUAUUAACCCGAUUUAGUUCGUACUCACACUCA